CUGGCCACCACGUCGGGACAUAGCAGCUGGGUCUCUCUGUAGCUUUGCACAGCGGAUCUCUAGCCACAUGGGAGAGGGACACCAAGAAGUCACAUUAGGUUGAUCCAGGGACAGACUUGGCCAUGGCCCUGAGGGGAGCCCGCCCCGCACUCCUGCUGCCCCUCGUCCUGCUGGUCACUGGUCUGGCCUUGGCCCGAGGGGAGUCGCGCUAUGAGAAGUUCCUGAGGCAGCAUGUGGACGCCUCUGAUCCCAGCCCGCCAGACGCCCGGAGCUACUGCAACCUCCUGAUGCGGCGCCGGGACAUGGCCACUGCCCACAAGUGCAAACACCUCAACACCUUCAUCCACAGCAGUGCCAACCAGAUCGAGCCCGUCUGCGGGGACGGGGGGGAGCCAGCCGGAGGAGACCUGCGCCUCAGCGAAGACUCCUUCCCCCUCACUGUCUGUGAGCUCCAGGGAGGGUCUGAUCCCCCCGACUGUGACUACAGCGGGUCCAGUAGCACCAGCAGGAUCGUCAUCGCCUGCGUCGAUGGGGAACCAGUCCACUUCGAGACACAGAUGAGGAGACCACAUCUGUAUGCAGUAUUCAAGAUGUGGGCAUACCAAGGAUUUAUAUAAGGGCAAUAAGAUAUUCUCUGUCUUAUUCUCUAACCCCUUUUUAAUUAUUCCUGACAUCCUGUUUGCUUUUUUGAC
Malaclemys terrapin pileata is the source of this 692-nucleotide messenger RNA. Its product is annotated as ribonuclease-like. The transcript has 3 exons. The coding region runs from base 123 to 617 and encodes 164 amino acids. NCBI's taxonomy places the organism in Eukaryota, Metazoa, Chordata, Testudines, Emydidae. Gene Ontology annotation, molecular function: nucleic acid binding. The record is from RefSeq and is a predicted model, not a curated record.